ACUGUCAUUACUUUAUUUCAGACAAAAAACUCUCUUUUGAUGGUGUAAAGGCUCGGAUAGAUAUGGAAGCGUUCAUCAGACCGAUGGGGUUUCAGCUGCUUACAAAAGGACUGAGUGAAGAACUCUUGAGUUUACCACAAGUUGAGAAGCUACUGGCAUCCAACGAGAAGUUUGAUGUCAUCAUUAUUGAAACAUUCUUCGGGCAAGAAGCCCUCAUCGGGUUUGGCCACAGAUUUAAAGCUCCGGUUGUAACUUUAUCAUCGUUUGGCACUUUCUCUCUAGUGGACAGCAUCAUGGGAAACCCGAAUCCUCUAUCAUACUUCACCACCUACCAGCUAGCAUUUACCAGUGAGCUAACAUUCUACCAGAGGCUGAAGAAUGUGAUCGCUACAAUGUCAGAGCACCACUACAGUUACUUUCACCAUCUUCCCAGCCAGGAAGCAGUUAUGAUAAAACACUUCCAGAAAUAUGAACAAUCCCCGUUGCCUCCCCUGCUAGACCUUCUCUCCGAGAUUGGUGUAGUUUUACUCAACACUCAGCCGGAGGUCAGCUAUGCCCGUGCAUGGCUGCCUAAUAUGGUCUCUGUUGGAGGUCUUCAUAUUCCAAAAAUGAAAACAUCACAUCCCAAGGAGAUUCAAACAUUUAUUGAUGGGGCUGAAGACGGAAUUAUUUAUUUCAGUCUGGGUUCGACUCUCUCUGGAACGUCUAUUCCAGACUAUGUCAGAGAUGCGUUCAUCACUGCCUUCAGUCGAAUACCUCAGAGAGUAAUUUGGAAAAUAGACACUACUCCUCCCGCUCUUCCUCGCAACGUAAUGGUUGUGGCAUGGGCUCAACAGCUUGACAUUCUUGCUGAUCCAAAGUGUAAAGGUUUCAUUACACAUGUUGGCCUGCUCAGCCUCCUAGAGGCAGUCCACUUUGCUGUUCCACUAAUCGGAGUUCCAGUGUUCGCUGAUCAGCCAUGGAACAUGGUGAAAGCAGAACAGGCGAAGAUUGGUGUCCAUCUCCACAUCCUCAACAUCUCCGCUGACUAUGUGUCCUGGGCACUGGAGGAGAUCCUCCACAACCCUGUGUACAAGAGAAACAUGGACCAGUUGUCAGCUCAGAUGAGGGACCGUCAAGUGUCUCCUUUAGACACUGCGGCUUAUUGGGUGGAGUAUGUGGCCAAGCACCAAGGAGCUCCGCAGCUCAGGACUCCUGCAAGACACAUGUCCUCCUUCCGCUACCUCCUGGUUGAUGUGGUCCUCUUCCUGCUAGUUGUGACACUGCUCUUCAUCCUGACUUUAUACUUUCUUCUCAGAAAGAUAUACACAUUAGCAAAAUAUUUAUUUACUAUGGAAAAUAAAAUAAAACCUGAAUGACGCACCAA
Molecule: messenger RNA, 1366 nt
Organism: Homalodisca vitripennis (glassy-winged sharpshooter)
Lineage: Eukaryota; Metazoa; Arthropoda; Insecta; Hemiptera; Cicadellidae
Product: UDP-glycosyltransferase UGT5-like
Exons: 4
Coding region: 63-1358 (431 amino acids)
Molecular function (GO): UDP-glycosyltransferase activity
Source: RefSeq, a predicted model, not a curated record